This is a messenger RNA of Acanthopagrus latus (yellowfin seabream), 1924 nucleotides long. Its product is annotated as LIM/homeobox protein Lhx1-like. Bases 24 to 1229 code for a protein of 401 amino acids. The record is from RefSeq and is a predicted model, not a curated record. NCBI's taxonomy places the organism in Eukaryota, Metazoa, Chordata, Actinopteri, Spariformes, Sparidae. The transcript has 5 exons. Gene Ontology annotation, biological process: neuron differentiation; regulation of transcription by RNA polymerase II. Gene Ontology annotation, molecular function: DNA-binding transcription factor activity, RNA polymerase II-specific; RNA polymerase II transcription regulatory region sequence-specific DNA binding. Gene Ontology annotation, cellular component: nucleus.
GGGGCUGGGAAUAACUCCAGACGAUGCUGCACUGUGCCGGCUGUGAGAAGCCUAUUCUCGAUAGGUUCCUGCUCAAAGUUCUGGACAGACCGUGGCACAUCAAAUGUGUCCAGUGCUGCGAAUGCAAAUGCACUCUGACCGAGAAGUGCUUCUCUCGAGAGGGGAAGCUGUACUGUAAGAAUGACUUCUUUAGGAGGUUUGGGACUAAGUGUGACGGCUGCGCUCAGGGGAUUUUACCCAGCGAUCUGGUCCGCAGGGCCAAGAGCAAAGUGUUUCACCUGAACUGUUUCACCUGCGUGAUGUGCAACAAGCAGCUGUCCACCGGGGAGGAGCUGUACAUCCUGGACGAGUUCAAGUUCGUCUGCAAGGAGGACUAUCAGAACAACAAUGGCAAAGACACAAUCCUCCUCUCAGUCACGACGUGCAGCGACCCGAGUCUGUCUCCGGACUCCCAGGACCCGCAGGACGACGGCAAGGACUCGGAAACGGGACAUUUAUCGGAUAAGGACGUGUGCGGCAACGAGAACGACGAGCAGAGCGCCGUCGGGAAGCGACGCGGGCCUCGGACCACCAUUAAAGCCAAGCAGCUGGAGACCCUGAAGGCGGCGUUCGCGGCCACGCCGAAGCCCACCAGGCACAUCAGGGAGCAGCUGUCACGGGAGACCGGCCUCAGCAUGAGAGUCAUCCAGGUUUGGUUCCAGAAUCGGAGGUCCAAAGAGAGGCGCAUGAAGCAGCUGAGCACCCUGAACGGCCGGAGACACGUGUUCUUCCGCGGCCAGAGGCGGAUGAGAGCGCUGGGGGAGAGGCUGGAGGCGGAGGAGCUCGGCCACUUCUCUUAUUAUGGAGAUUAUCCUGCUGAAUACUACAGCUCGGGAGGGAAUUACGAGUACUUCCAAGGCCCGCCAUCGUCCCAGGCUCAGACUCCAGCAGACCUGGGCUUCGUGCCCUCCUCUGUCCCCGCUGGCACCCCACUGGGAGUCAUAGACCACCAACACCACCACCACCACCACCCGGGGCACCACUGUCCCGGAGAGAUGCAGUGUUUCUCCGACACGGUGUCCCACCACCCGGCGGACUCACCCAGUCCGGAGCCCCACAUACCGGGCUCGAUGCACAGUGAGAUGUGUGGGCCCGGCACGCCCUACACCACCGUGUCCCUCAGUGACAACGGAUACACCAACCAACUGUCACAACCCUCCUCAGAAAUGAGCGAAGGCACUGUCUGGUAAUCCAGCUCACACCCGACGACAAGGCACACUUGGAUUUUGAAGGCAAAUCAAUGCUUUUAUGUUGUUGUUUUCUUUUUUUGUCCCUUAUUUACUUAUUUAUUUAUUUAUUCAUUCAUAUAUUUAUUUAUCUAUUUAUUUAUUUGCUUACACUCCUGUUACGCUUCUCUUUAACUAUUUAUAAAUCUCUAUAUUUGUAUGUUGGUAUAAUUGUUUAUUGACUAGCCAAUCAAUAGAUUGUUUUAAAUAGUCCAUGUGCGUUUGACUCAUUGAUACGUUCACAGUGCUGGGGCCCUCAUUGAUCAAGCAAUAAACAAACACAUUUAUAUGCUGCAGAAAGUGUUUUUUUCCAGCGGUUUUUGCCAACUUUUUGUCUGCCGCGUGUCGGACACAGUUUGUCCAGAAAAUGAUGGAGACAUGAAGGUGCAUGAUGACAUUUUUAUCACAUUUUUCCGCAGCACCCCCCUUCUCCAUCCACGAGUUCACCUGUAAACACAAGAGUUUAUGGUUCAGUAGCAGAUGAUGAUUGUGAUGUUCAAUGCAGUUGACCAAAAAACAAGACAAAAAAAAUCCUCUCAGGACUGUGGAAACAUUGUUUUUGUUGAUUUUGAUUUUCUUUUAUGAUUUUAUUGCCGACACGUUUGCCUUCAAAAGGAUAUCUUUAUGAAUCUGAAGAUUUUAUAUGUAAAAAAAAACGU